AUGUCUGCCAACCUGGAUAAAUCUCUUGACGAUCUCGUCGACAAUCGCCGCCAGAACAACCGUCGCCGCGUCGGUCGUCGCGCCGGCACCAAGAAGCCUUCCGUCGGAGGCGUCAAGAAGUCUACCAAGGCUACACCCAAGCCUGCUCAUCCGACUCCUGUCACUCACUCUGCUUCCAGCAAGAUUCUCGUCAGUGGACUGCCUUCCGAUGUUUCCGAGGGCAAUGUCAAGGAAUACUUCACCAAGUCUGCGGGCCCUGUCAAACGUGUCAUGCUGACCUACAACCAAAACGGCACCAGCCGUGGCAUUGCCUCAAUUAUCUUCAACAAGGCCGACACUGCUGCCAAGGCUGCCAAGGAGCUGAACGGACUCCUUGUCGACGGUCGCCCCAUGAAGAUUGAAGUCGUCUUCGACGCUUCUCACGCCCCUGUCGCCCCAGCUGCUAAGCCCCUCACCGAGCGCAUUGCCCAAAAGGCCCGUCCUAAGUCUGCCGCUGCCCCGGCCAAGGCCAAGAAGGAUACCAAGAACACCGCCACCGCUGAGAAGGGAUCCCGCCGUGGCAACCGCGCUGCUGGUGGUCGCGGCCGUAACCCUGGCCGCGGAAAGCCCAAGACUGUUGAGGAACUCGAUGCCGAGAUGGUUGACUACUUUACUACCGACGCGCCCCCCGCUGAGGCUGCUCCCGCCAACGGCAACGUCGCCCAGGCCAACGCUAGCCAGGACAUUGGCAUGAACGAUGAAAUCCUUUGA
Penicillium salamii is the source of this 750-nucleotide messenger RNA. Lineage: Eukaryota; Fungi; Ascomycota; Eurotiomycetes; Eurotiales; Aspergillaceae. The record is from the annotation of a GenBank genome assembly.